Molecule: messenger RNA, 3180 nt
Organism: Betta splendens (Siamese fighting fish)
Lineage: Eukaryota; Metazoa; Chordata; Actinopteri; Anabantiformes; Osphronemidae
Gene: limd2
Product: LIM domain containing 2
Exons: 4
Coding region: 262-594 (110 amino acids)
Biological process (GO): actin filament bundle assembly
Cellular component (GO): plasma membrane; actin cytoskeleton
Molecular function (GO): actin filament binding
Source: RefSeq, a predicted model, not a curated record
CUUGUUCGGCACGGAGUCAUGGUUUGUCCGACAAGCCCUGAAUGCGCCAGGGACAGAUGAGAACCAAUAGCGUGCGACAUCCUGCCGGAGGAAAAAAAAACCUGUUCUGUUGAAAACCGAGACAAGGAGCUUAACGGGGUUAGAAACUCGCCGGCAUCUGGACCAGCGUCCGCAGCAAAGCCCCGCGGGAAAGUGAAUGAGAUAGACGUCGUCCUCCAGCCAGCGAGUUAGCAGCCGCCGUGUCGCAGACCAGAAGCGCAGAUGGACACUAGAAGCCCAGCUGAGGAGAAACCUGUCCAGCGAUCCAAGUCCUUCAGCUUUAAGACUCAAAAGGAAGUGUGUUCAUCAUGUGGGAAGACUGUCUACCCCAUGGAGAGAUUGGUUGCCAACAACCUGGUCUUCCACUCCACAUGCUUCUGCUGCAAGCACUGCAACGCCAAACUCAGCCUUGGCAGCUUUGCCGCUCUUCAAGGUGAAUUUUAUUGCAAGCCACACUUCCAGCAGCUGUUCAAGAGCAAAGGCAACUACGAUGAGGGCUUCGGGCGCAAGCAGCACAAGGAGCUCUGGGCCUCCAAGGAGACGGAUAAUAUAUAACAAAGACAGCGUAAUGAUGCCUGGCUGAGUCCCAUCCCAUCUCACCCUGCCCUCUUCCUUUACCUCCUAACACCUCCAAGACAUCACAAUGAACACGUGCCCUGUGCCCCGUGGCUCAAAUCACCCACACGCACGCUCACUCGCUUUUCUUUUUAAACCACCAGAACAGAUACAUGCACGAACAGCUAGAAAAUGACUAGCCUUCGUUCAUAAAACUCAUAUUACCGCAGGGUUGUGUUUUGGAUUCGUUUUUAAUUUGAUAUUUUACUUUUUGUAGUUGAUAGUUAUUUGUGACCAAAACCCUCGUGUACAAGGAGUGUCAUAACAAUGGCUUUGAUUUUUAGAUCUUUUUAAAAGUUCCUUUUUAACAUUUGACGCCCAUUUUUAUUAUUUUUCUAAAAAACUGAAGAACUGUGUGCUCAGACAAGCACAUCAGUGGCGUUAGCAGGCAUCCAUUGUGCGGUUAGAGCGUACACUCAGGUCAACGUUUGCCCAAGGAUCUUUCAAAAAUAUUACAUAGCCGAUUUUACUCACCUUACACAGAACACAAACUCAGUAUUGCGGCUCCACUGUCACAGACUAUGACUGAGGGACAAACAGGGUAGAGAGUACUGUAAAAUAACCGCACACGUCACAACGGCUCACCUCAUGUUGGCAUGGUUGUGUUUAGUUUUGUCGUUCACAUUUAGCCAUCGACUCCAACAGCCAGUUUGAGUCUUAUCCCUGCAUGUUGGUAUGACAGCGUCGAAAUAGCCUUAUCUUAACUGUACGCAUCUUUUGUGUUGUGAUGGGUUAUGUGUCUCACAGAUAAUGUCCCAUCUUAAAAUAGUUGUUGCACUUGAUUUUGGAUUUGAUUUAAAGUCGUGUCUUAAGUUUAGAGUUGAGGUCUUGGUAGAAUACGCAGACUGUGUUUUGUAUAGUGUACUGUAUGUACAUAGAGCUGUUCUGAGUGUGAUUAGUAAACAUUCCCCAUUAUGCCGUAUUCUCGUCUUACACACGACCUGAUGAUCACGGUCAAACCGAGGCAUCGUUCGUAAACAUCCCUCACAUGUUACAUUGAGAAUUUUCUCGAGACCCGCAGGUGUUUGGUUUCAUUGCUGUACUACAACUACACAUCUGUGCCACAUAGAAAUGUGUUGGCCGGACUGAGCUUAAGCGUCGCGGGAAACCACACAGUUUUGUUCCUUUUUGUCAUUUCACACUUGUCAGUUGGUGUCCUGUGAAAACAUUCCCCUGCUGUACUGUAGUUCUACGAGUUUUCUUUUUCGGGGGACAUAGACGGAUCCAAAUCAAUCACAGUGUCUUGAUCAUCAAUAAUUUGUUCCACUGGUACCAUCCAGUAAGCACAAAAUAAUUGCUUUUAAAAUAAAUGCCUUCCUCUUUUGUAGUACCAUGAUGUGGCUAGUGAAGGGUUUGUUAGACACUUCCUCUGAGGUGCUCCCUCGUGGUGCAAAGCGCCCUCUGCUGGGGACAGUGUCACAGUCGCGUUUAGUGUGAGCGAAAGAAAGAACUUUUGACUGUAAACCUCUCAACAUAGCCUUUAUUUUUAUUUAAGUGCAUGUUGCCUCAGUCUGCAGCGUUGCUGCUGCACUCAAGCCACUUUUGAUCUAAUUUAAUUGCAACACCUAAGAAGAAUGAGUCCUGAGUUCCACAUCUAUACUUCAUUCUAGUCCAAGAAUGAGUCUAAAGCCAUUCCAAAUAUCAUUUUAGAAAAUGUCUGAAUACCACUCAGACUUGACUGACACUUGAAUGACACAAAAUAUUUUUUGUGACAGAAGGUUUACUGUGAAGUCAAACAUGCUGUGCAGAAUAAAGAAGCGGAACGUAACAGAUGGAUAUUUUGCUGCUUUUUCUUUAAACAAAGAGAAGCCUUAGAAUAAAUAGCUGACCUUUAUUUCUUUUUCAAACCAGACCAUUUAAACGCAUAGGUCUCUACAGAGUCAGACCUGCUUACUUUAACAUUCAAUAAUUUCACUCAACCAGCAGCCAUUUUUCAUAUUUAACUUUUUAUCCACAUCUAAUGUAAAACAAUUCGAAUUCUUUUUGAUGUCUGUUUUCCUUUUUCGUAUAUUGAAAUGAUCCUCUGGAUCCAGAAUGCUUUAAGAUCAAGGUAUUGUAUCUACAAAUGCUGUCUUUGUAAUUCUUUCAUAGCAGUUCGCCAAGGUACAACUGCAAAAUCUGUGAAUUGCAAAUUUUAAGUGUAACAGAGCAGACAAGGUACACGUUACACUGGUGCCAAGAGGCUCAGGUUGUUUGUGGAUUGUUUUAUUUUUGUGCUACAUUUAAUGUGGAAUUACUUUUCAAUGCUGUUGUUAUUGACCUUUUAAAUGUAUGCAUCCUUAACAAUGUAUUCUAUAUUACAGACUUGACCUGUGGAUUGAGGUGGCCUUAAAGCAAAAGGACACUUGGACUGUUUUUGCAGUCUCUCUAUUGUCUCUUCUCCCUUCUCUAUCGCCUAGUUGUGGUGUAGAACAUUUUGACCUGUAAUGCCCCCCCCCCCUUGCUACGCCAAUACACACAGUUUGUGCAUUUUCUUUUUUACAUGCUUUUGGAGAAAAGAUAAAUAAAAAUGCUGGUGUUGAUAUA